This is a messenger RNA of Alternaria burnsii, 1773 nucleotides long. Its product is annotated as purine permease. The record is from RefSeq and is a predicted model, not a curated record. Bases 1 to 1773 code for a protein of 590 amino acids. NCBI's taxonomy places the organism in Eukaryota, Fungi, Ascomycota, Dothideomycetes, Pleosporales, Pleosporaceae. Gene Ontology annotation, cellular component: membrane; fungal-type vacuole. Gene Ontology annotation, biological process: transmembrane transport; xanthine transport. The transcript is spliced from 3 exons. Gene Ontology annotation, molecular function: xanthine transmembrane transporter activity.
AUGGCCGACAUGAUUGGUCCCGACCAUACGCCAAAGCGAAGCUUUGGAGAGCAAGCAAGGCGCGCCAUGAAGGCCUUCACGACCAAAGAUGGGUUAGUUGGCACUUACGACUACGGAUUUCUCUUCCGGCCGAACCUGCCUUUUAUGAAGAAGGAGCGAAGAGCAGCGCCCUUUUUCGGCCUUCAUGAUCGUAUGCCAAUACUACUAGCUCUCCUUCUCGGAUUUCAGCAUGCACUCGCCAUGUUAGCAGGUGUCAUAACCCCACCGAUCAUACUUGCCAACGCCGCCAAUCUCAGUUCGGACCAACAACGCUACCUCGUUUCCACUUCGCUAGUAGUCUGCGGAAUCCUAUCCUCGGUUCAAAUCACGCGCUUCCACAUCUGGAAGACCCCGUACUACAUCGGUACAGGUCUAAUUUCAGUUGUUGGUACCUCUUUUGCGACUAUUCCCGUGGCGACUGGCGCGCUUAGCCAGAUGUACGCGACUGGAUAUUGCCCAACUGCUGCUGAUGGCACAAGACUACCGUGCCCUGAUGGAUACGGUGCUAUUCUCGGUACUUGUGCCGUAUGCGCGUUGCUGGAAAUUGGCAUGUCCUUUACCAACCCGCGUAUCCUCAAGAAGGUUUUCCCACCCUUAGUCACCGGUCCUACAGUUCUGCUCAUCGGUGUCCAUCUCAUCGAAACUGGACUCCAAAACUGGGCCGGCGGUUCCGGUGACUGCCAGUCCCGCCCGGAAUCUGGACUUUUCGCGCUAUGUCCCAACAUCAACGCUCCUCACCCUCUUCCGUGGGGUAGCGCUGAGUUUAUCGGUCUUGGUUUCAGUGUCUUCAUCACCAUCAUCAUCUGUGAGCGUUUUGGCGCACCCAUCAUGAAGUCCACUGCCGUCGUCAUCGGACUCCUCGUCGGAUGCAUAAUCGCUGGUGCAACCGGCUACUUUGACAAGUCUACCAUUGACGCGGCACCUGCUGUAUCCUUCAUCUGGGUCAAUACCUUCAAGCUCUCCGUCUACGGGCCCAUAGUACUCCCGCUCUUGGCGGUUUACAUGGUUUGCGCCAUGGAAGCCAUUGGUGACAUUACCGCUACCUGCGAUGUUUCACGCCUCGAAGUCGACGGCGAAAUGUUCGACUCCAGAAUCCAAGGUGGUGUCCUCGCUGAUGGCCUGAAUGGCAUGAUUGCUGCCCUGUGCACUAUUACCCCUAUGUCUACCUUCGCACAGAACAAUGGCGUCAUUGCUUUGACCCGCUGUGCCAACCGGAAAGCUGGUUAUGCGUGUUGCUUCUGGCUCAUCAUCAUGGGGAUUUUUGCUAAAUUCGCUGCGGCCCUUGUUGCCAUCCCAUCAGCAGUUCUCGGCGGAAUGACGACCUUCCUCUUCAGCGCUGUAGCCGUAUCUGGUAUCAGGAUUAUAAGCACCAUGCCCUUUACCCGCCGCAACCGCUUCAUUCUCACUGCGGGAUUCACACUGGGUUUUGGCGCCACUAUGGUUCCCGACUGGUUUGAUCAUGUUUUCACAUACGACGGACCAAACCACGCACUCCAGGGCUUUUAUAACGCUAUUGUCUUGAUUCUGGAGACUGGUUUUGCCGUUGUUGCUCUAGUCAAUGUUAUACUCAACCUUGUCUUACCAGAGGAGAUUGAGGAUGAAGAAACACCAGAGUUGACUGCGAAUGAAGUUGAUGAGCCAGCAGACAAGGAAGAGUGGGCGAGGAUCAGGAAGGGAGCCACAGAUGUUGAGGGACGACCGAGUUCGGAUAUUGAGCCUAGCAAGGCUGCAUAA